AACAUGCUACUUACCCGCUCAGCACACACACACACACACACACACACGCACACACACACCCACACACAGGGGACACAUGACAAUCUAGCUAGGUAGCUGGUGUAGCCAGUGUUGCUGCUCAUCAUGUUUGUAGCUCGUAGUAUCGCUGCAGACCACAAAGAUCUCAUCCACGAUGUGUCGUAUGAUUUCCACGGUCGCAGAAUGGCGACUUGCUCCAGUGACCAAAGUGUGAAGGUUUGGGAUAAAAGUGAGAAUGGAGAGUGGCACUGCACAGCCAGCUGGAAGACACACAGUGGAUCAGUGUGGAGAGUAACGUGGGCUCAUCCAGAAUUUGGCCAGGUUCUGGCCUCCUGCUCCUUCGAUAGGACAGCUGCUGUCUGGGAAGAGAUUGUUGGGGAGUCCAAUGACAAGCAGAGAGGACUGAGCCACUGGAUAAAGAGAACCACACUGGUGGACAGUAGAACUUCAGUGACUGAUGUGAAGUUUGCUCCCAAACACAUGGGCCUUAUGCUGACCACCUGCUCUGCGGACGGAGUGGUGAGGAUCUAUGAGGCUCCUGACGUGAUGAACCUGAGUCAGUGGUCCCUGCAGCACGAGAUCUCUUGCAAGCUGAGCUGCAGCUGCAUCUCUUGGAACCCCUCGAGCUCUCGUGCCCACCCUCCAAUGUUUGCCGUGGGCAGUGAUGACAGCAACGUAACAUAUGGAGGGAAAGUUCAGAUCUAUGAGUAUAAUGAAAACACAAGGAAAUAUGCUAAAGCAGAGACCCUGAUGACCGUUACCGAUGCAGUCCAUGACAUCGCAUUCGCUCCAAACCUGGGACGAUCUUUCCACGUGCUCGCUAUCGCAACGAAAGAUGUCCGAAUCUUUAAGCUGGUUCCUAUGAGGAAGGAGAGCGUGUCUGCGGGGCCCACCAAGUUUGAAGUGCAGAUUGUUGCCCAGUUUGACAACCACAACUCCCAGGUGUGGCGCGUCAGCUGGAACAUCACCAGCACCCUACUGGCCUCUUCCGGGGAUGACGGUUGUGUUCGCCUGUGGAAAGCAAACUACAUGGACAACUGGAAAUGCACAGGCAUCCUGAAGGGGGACGGGAGCCCACUCACCGGCUCAUCUGGCCAGCCGACAGCCAUGAGCACUGUGGUGGGUUCCUCAGUUCAGACCUCCCAGAAUGCCUUGAACGGGAUGACUGCAGGAAGGUAGGUGGUGUGGUUCUUGUGAUGCCACUCACCCAGCCUGUCUGACCCCAAGCCAGUCAGAACUGACAACUCACUAUUCCUCACACUGACUGGGACUACAGCUGCUCACUUACAAACUCUCCGGGCCCCCACUGACCAAAUGUUGCACUUAUGCAAAGGGUUGCCAGCAUAAAGCCUAUGAAGUUGGAUGCUUUGUGUGAUUGUUUUUUUUGUUGUUGUUUUUUGUACUGCUGCAUGUUGUAGGAGUGGUCUUAUGUUCCCACUUUGCAUUGUCAGUGGUAGGGCACAAAAAGUCAAAUAAACCUGUUUAUAUAAAUCUGAUAUGUGACUGUUAUUUCAAAUGCUAGAGCUAUUUGAAUACAGAGGAAAAUUUAUUUCUUACCAAUUUAUUUCUAAAUAAAGAAACAUUUGAUUA
This is a messenger RNA of Labrus bergylta (ballan wrasse), 1608 nucleotides long. The record is from RefSeq and is a predicted model, not a curated record. Lineage: Eukaryota; Metazoa; Chordata; Actinopteri; Labriformes; Labridae.